AUGGCCGUGUCGGCAACUCCGCCGGUGCUUUCUCCGAGCUCCACUCCGGGUAUGGGAUCUUUAUUCCGACCCGACCCGCUUUACUCCAGUCCGGCUGAAUCUCCGCGUCUCACCGGGAGCGUGAUCAAUGCUUUCCUGAGCGGCGGAGCAGGAGGAGGAGCGACCGGGACCAGCAACGGCUCCAUCGGACCCACCAGCAGCAACAGCAGCAAUAACGAGUGCAAGAUGGUCGAUGUGCUCGGGGUCAAAGUGGCCUCGUUUACCGUGGACGGUCAGGAGCUGAUCUGUCUGCCACAGGUGUUCGACCUGUUUCUGAAGCACCUGGUGGGUGGCCUGCACACGGUCUACACUAAGCUUAAGCGCCUGGACAUUUCGCCCGUGGUGUGCACCGUGGAGCAGGUGCGCGUGUUGCGCGGUCUCGGUGCCAUCCAGCCCGGCGUCAACCGCUGCAAGCUCAUCAGCCGCAAGGACUUCGAGGCGCUCUACAACGACUGCACAAACGCCAGUUCUCGCCCAGGUCGUCCUCCGAAGCGUUCCCUGGGGAUGUCCAUGCAGGACGGUUCCAGGCUUCUCCCACACAGUGUCCAUGGCCUUCUGUCCCCGGGUCUGCUCUCACCUACAGGAAUCACUGCUGAUCACAGCUCUGCUGUGUGUCUAACAGCAGCAGCCAUGGCAGAGGCGAUGAAACUUCAGAAGAUGAAGCUGAUGGCAAUGAACAGCAUCCAUGGAGUGAACAGCCAGAACGGCACAGAGUCUGAGAAUGAAGAGCUGAACUCUAAUGCAGGUGGCAGCGAGUCUUCCUGGGAUAAGGAGAAGCUGCAGUCGCCCCCAUCAUCCGGAGCACUGCAUGGCCUGGCCCAUGCCAGCCUGUCUGGCUCACACCUCAACUCACUACAGCAGAGCCACCUUCUGGCCAACCGCCUGGAUCUGCCAUUCAUGAUGAUGCCCCACCCCCUGCUGCCUGUCAGUCUGCCGCCUGCCUCUGUCGCUAUGGCAAUGAACCAAAUGAACCACCUGAACACUAUUGCCAACAUGGCAGUGGCCGCACAGAUGCACAGCCCUCUGUCUCGAGUGGGGGCAUCCGUCAUCAAGGAGUGUGUGCAGGACAGUCCAUCUCCAACUCCGUCUCUGGAGGAAACUCCUCGUCCAGGCUCACAGCCCUCCUCCCACGCCAGCAGCAGUGUGUCAAGCUCCCCAAAUCCACACACACAGAGCCCUGAGCACCUUGUGCUGAAUCAACCUGACGGGGAACUAGCAGAACCAGAUACUGGCAUCAACAUGAAGAAAAUAAUGAAAGAGAAAGAUAAAGCUCAGAUAACCUUGCCCAUGCUGAAGUCUGGUUUUGAGAAGCUUCCUCUCGGUGGACAGACUCUUCCUCCAGGCUUCUCUGCUCCGUUCCUCUUUAGUGAUGGACUGUCCUCAGUUGAGACGUUGCUCACCAACAUUCAGGGCCUGCUAAAGGUGGCGGUGGACAAUGCACGUGUGCAGGAGAAACAAGUCCAGCAGGAGAGGAAAGAGCUCAAGAUGGAGCUGUACAGAGAGCGAGAAAUGAGAGACAGUCUGGAGAGACAGCUCACCUCUGAACUUCACAGCCGAGCUACCAUCCAGAAGCGUCUUAAGAAGGAGAAAAAGGCAAAAAGGAAACUGCAGGAGGCUCUGGAGUUUGAGUCGAAGAGGAGAGAGCAGGUGGAGCAGGCACUCAAACAGGCCACCUCUCCCGAGAGCCUCUGCAUGAGUCUCAAUGAAGCAGUGAUACCAGAAGUGGAGACUGAACAUAAUGGCAAUCAGCAGGAAAACUCAGCUAUACCAGAGAACAGACCCUACACCAAACCUCCCAUCAUGUACUGAGAUGGAUGUGCAGCUCUUCCAUACACUCCUCCCCACCAGUAGAUGGCUGCGUCACUCCACAAAUGAACUUUUUGACACUACCGUUGGGGUUUUCAUGGGCAAGUUUUAAUGCUAAUGCCUAACGAUCACCUACACCCAUGUACAGAACUCACAAUAUUGUUUGUGUGAGCUGAGAAGAAGCAAAGUGCGAUUGUGCUCCUCAUAAGGAGUGUGUCUGCCAUGCCGCUCAUUGGCAGCGGCCUACCGCACCACAGCAACUUGUAUAAAAAUCUUUCCCUCUGGGUUUUCAACUACUUCUACAUCCCUUAAUGGGUCUAAAACAAGGUGUUUUGUUUUUAUUUCUGGAAGAACAUUCACUUGCUGUCAAUCUUCCACGUCCUUGUGAAGCACACUGCAGUGUCCUCCCUUGUGCUUACUGUUCUAUUCUGGACAAAUCUCCCUUUAUUAUUGAUCUUAUUGCUUUCAGUUGAUUUUUCCCUGCAGCUUGAGUCUGGACAGCACAAAUAUCUUUACAAGUCUGUGACAGGCAAACAUUCACAAGGUUCUUAAAAAAUAGCAUGAUGCAAAUGACCACGAAUGACAUAAAGACUCCAAUCAAGACCAGCGAGUUACACUUAUGCUUAAUGUUUUCCAGAUACAGAACAUCUUAUUUUUAAAUUUGUUGUACUGUGUAGGAAAUGUAGAAACGUCAUCUUUUUCUCCUCGGAGUGUUUAUUAUCCUACUGUUUAUUUCAUUGUUUGCUUUUGAUUGUAUUUUAAUCGACAUUACAAGCGAAUAUUCAAGAAGUGAUGUGGAAACAAACUCUCUGUAUGUCUGACUUCGCCCCUCUGACAACGGUCUCUGUAUUUCUCCCUUAAGAGAUAAAAAGAAAAGAAAAAAAAAAAAACUGAAGUUGUUGCUAUGAAUACAGUAUUACUGUACUCCCCGUUUUCUUUCAUUUUUUUACCUUUGUUUAUAAAGACUUGUAAAAAUGCUUUAGCAUUUGCUAUUCUCUUGUUGUUAUGAAGUGGAUACAUUUUUAGUGAUGAAAGAAAAGAAAACACACAGAAUAAAGUAUCCUUAUGCACAUCUGACACAAGCAUGCUUGUAGAUAUGACACUGAUGAUAAAUGACACUGUUUCAAGAUAACACAGCUGCCUCCUUUUAUCUUUUUUUAAGUUCCUGAAGAAACUUGGCAUUAAAACCAGGAUCUGGCAGCUAUCAGUGAUGUUUCAAUCUGAUGACACAACCACACAUCACAGCCUUACCAAUAACCCAACAAAUAAAAACAUCCAUAUGAACA
This is a messenger RNA of Trichomycterus rosablanca, 3131 nucleotides long. It is a transcript of the gene dacha, whose product is annotated as dachshund a. The record is from RefSeq and is a predicted model, not a curated record. Bases 1 to 1848 code for a protein of 615 amino acids. Gene Ontology annotation, molecular function: RNA polymerase II cis-regulatory region sequence-specific DNA binding; DNA-binding transcription factor activity, RNA polymerase II-specific. Gene Ontology annotation, cellular component: nucleus; transcription regulator complex. Gene Ontology annotation, biological process: regulation of transcription by RNA polymerase II. Lineage: Eukaryota; Metazoa; Chordata; Actinopteri; Siluriformes; Trichomycteridae. The transcript has 13 exons.